AUGGACAUGGCACAGAACGCAACGACAUUGGUCGAACUGCCGGCUCAUGAGACGCGGAGAUUUUCUGGGUUUCUGCCAUUCAUUCUACCAGCAAUCAUCGUUGUCCUUUUCCUAAGCCGCAAAACGCCUUACAAUGCUCCGAGAGUUGGCAAAUCGAGAUGGUGGUCGCUCGUUCCUGGCCAAGUUCCCAUGCGUUUCGAGAUGGACAAGUGGGCCGAGCGUGGGUACCGAAAGUUCCACAAGGCUCUGGGGAAGCCUUUUGUCACAAAGGUUUUCGGGAGGGACUACCUCCUGAUGCCGCCUCGCUACCUCGACGACGUCCGCAAGGCAAACGAGCACAACCUCAACUUUGCCCAGUGCUUCAGCGAGGCCUUCAACGUGCACGUCUCGGCAGGGAAUGUAUAUUCUUCCAACUUGAUGCCUGAUGCGGUGAAGCAGUACCUCAACCCUCAACUGCCAUCGCUGGUGGAAGCGAUGAACGCCGAAUGCGACCACAUUCUGUCCACAGAGCUGGAGGCGGCAAGCGAGUGGAAGACGGUUCAAGCAUUUCCAACGUUCACGGCAAUGGCGCACCGCAUCACCUGCCGCAUCUUGCUGGGCAAGGAGCUGGCGCGCAACAAGGACUUUGUCGAGAGGUCGCAGAGCUUCAACCGCUCCCUGUUCAUCAGCGCAAUCCUCAUCAACGGCGUGGCUCUGGGCCCGCUGAGAAGUCUCAUUGCGUGGAUUGCCGCAGUCAAGCACCGAGCGGACCUCGCCCGCUGCACCAAGCACCUGAUGCCCAAAAUCGAGCAGACGCGCAGCCAGAUGGGCGAGUACGACGACGCGGUAAAGUGGAUGAUCGAGCUCGCAGGAGACGAUGCAGUGGAAUCGAAGCCACAACGGCUGGCGCACCAACUGAUGCACCUCAUGUUUGCCGGCAGCAGUGCGCCCGGCGGCCUCGUGGUGCAGAUGGUGUACCAGAUCCUGACGAGCCCGGAGUACGUCGAGCCGCUGAGGCGAGAGAUGGCCACCACGCUCGAGGAGACGGGCGGAUUCACGGCCAGCUUCCUGUCGCGGACGCCGCUCCUGGAGAGCUUCAUGCGCGAGACGAUGCGGCUCUACCCCACCGGCGUUGUGUCGGUGACGCGAGCGGUCAUGGACGAGCCCUUCCGCUUUCACGACGGCUACACGCUGCCUGUCGGCUCGCGCUUCGCCUUCCCCAUCCACGCCAUCCAUCGGGACCCGGACAACUACGACGAGCCACUGACCUUCCGCGGCUUCAGGUUCGCCGGCGCCGCAGAGGGGAAGCAGGAGACCAACGCUUCCACGGUGGACAAGUCGUUCCUCACAUUCGGAUACGGCCGCCACGCCUGCCCGGGCCGUUUCUACGCGGUCAGGGUGGCGAAGCUCAUAUUUGCAAAGCUGCUCCACGAGUACGACAUGGAGUGGGAUGGACCGGUGACGUCUCGGCCGGCCAACAUGUGCAUAGAGGUGCAGAACGGGCCCAACAUGGAUGCGAAGGGCCCAGAGCAUCCGGCAGAGAGUGUCGUGGCAGUGACAAUGGAGAAGACAGAACAGCAGCACCAGCGGAACGUGCAGCUUGCGGACGGACAGCGUGGCAGGGCGCGGGGCAGGGCGACGACAGUGCUCGCGGCGCUGCUGCUGACGGGGCUGGCCACGGUGGGCGGGACAUGGACACGGUUCUCGCAGAGGCACGAUCCGGUGAAGCAGGUGCUGAACGCGGUGCCGUUGAUUGACGGGCACAACGACUUCCCCAUCUACAUCCGGGCCUUCUACUACAACCACAUCUACGGCAAGAACUUCAGCGAGACGGCAGACCUGGUCGGGCAGGUCGACUUCCCGCGGCUGCAGCAGGGCGGGCUGCGCGGCCAGUUCUGGAGCGCCUACGUCGAGUGUCCCCGCGACGGCGGCGAGGUCGACGACGCGGCGACGUACUACGAGGCGCUGCACCAGACGCUGCAGCAGAUCGACCUGAUCCACCGGCUGGUGGACGCGCACCCGUCGCAGCUGCAGCGGGCCUCGUCGGCGGCCGACGUGUGGGCGCAGUUCAGGCACGGGCAGGCGCAGGCCAUCUCCAGCCUCAUCGGCGUCGAGGGCCUGCACCAGGUGGCCAACAGCGCAUCGGCGCUGCGCCUGUUCCGGACGCUGGGGGUGCGCUACGUGACGCUGACGCACAGCUGCCACAACCGCUUCGCCGACAGCUGCAGCCCGCCCACGCCCCUCCACGGCGGCCUGUCAGCCGCCGGGCGCGACGCCGUGCGCGAGAUGAACCGCCUGGGCCUCAUGGUCGACCUGUCGCACACGUCGGCGGCCACGCAGCGCGACGCCCUGACCGUGUCACGGGCGCCCGUCGUGUACACGCACUCGGCGGCGCAGGCGUUAUGCGACCACCCGCGGAACGUGGCCGACGACGAGCUGCGGGCGCUGCGUGACAACGGCGGCGUCGUCAUGGUCAACUUCUCGCCGGGCUUCGUGACGUGCGGGCCGCGGGCUACGCUCGCCGACGUGGCCGACCACGUCGUGUACCUGGGCCGUCUGGUGGGCUUCAGGCACGUCGGCAUUGGGGCAGAUUUCGACGGCAUGGGCUUCGAUCCGGCGCCCGACGGCCUCGAGCAUGUCGGCACCUACCCGGCCCUGAUCGCCGAGCUGCUGCGCCGCGGCGUGUCGGUCGAGGACGUGCGCGGCGUGGCGGGCGCGAACGUGCUGCGUGUGCUGGCCGACGUGGAGCGCGUUGCGGCAGAGAUGGGCGACGAGGAGCCGCUCGAGGACCGGGUCAAGUCGAUGUUCUGA
This is a messenger RNA of Diplodia corticola, 2790 nucleotides long. Its product is annotated as membrane dipeptidase. Gene Ontology annotation, molecular function: oxidoreductase activity, acting on paired donors, with incorporation or reduction of molecular oxygen; iron ion binding; metallodipeptidase activity. Gene Ontology annotation, biological process: proteolysis. The coding region runs from base 1 to 2790 and encodes 929 amino acids. The transcript has 7 exons. NCBI's taxonomy places the organism in Eukaryota, Fungi, Ascomycota, Dothideomycetes, Botryosphaeriales, Botryosphaeriaceae. The record is from RefSeq and is a predicted model, not a curated record.